AUGGCUGGUGAAAUGGUCUCAAAAAGAAGCACGAGAUUAUUUCUUGAAGACGCUGGCGGUCAUCCCGAAGAAGACCCCGCCUACCGACCCGCUCGACGUAACUCCAAGCAAGACGAUCUUAUUCCGCUGGAGUUGGCGGAAAAGUACCAAGUAAAGGGUCCCUCACGACAAGGAUCGCGCGAAUCCGUCGCUCCCCUCGAAGUUACGAUGGAUGUCUACGUACAGAAGCAAGUCAUCUUGUCGGUGAAGGAUGAGUUAUUGAAGGCUACUAGUCUCGGAGAGAAGGGUGCUAUGCGAUCGGAUGAUGGCGGCCUGCUCAAAGUUGCCGACCAGCUACAAAAGCCCCUGGCCUCUCCGAUAUCUCCGGGCAUCGAGCGAGUCCUCCCCAUCGACGGGCGGCCUAUCAAUUUCGGGGUCGUAGUGCCAGGAGUUUACCGGAGUAGCUACCCUAAACCCGAGGAUUUUGGCUUCAUCCACAACCUCGGGCUGAAAACGAUUGUCACCCUCGUUCAGAAGGAUGAGGUAGACGAGCCUUACACCGAUUUCAUGUCUAACAACGGCAUCCGGCAUCAUGUGUUCAACAUGAAGGGCACAAAGAAGGAGGCUAUCCCCAUGCGGACAAUGAAAGCGAUCCUCAGACUAGUACUCAACCGUGAGAACCACCCUGUUCUCAUUCACUGCAACCAUGGCAAGCACCGUACUGGCUGUGUUGUAGGUGUGGUUCGCAAGGUGACGGGUUGGGAACUCGACAACAUUGUUGAUGAGUACCGAGCAUACGCUGAGCCCAAAAUUAGGGACUGCGAUAUUAAGUAUCUCACCGACUUUGACCUCUCAGAUCUCUCGAAUUUGUUCGUACACGAAGCCAAUAUGCGGUUUCGCAUUCGUCACUUCAUCAGAGUCACUCUUUUCAGCGUCUUUGUCGUCUUUGUCUGGUUGCUGUCUGGACACAGGAUGUCCAACACCGCUAGACGUGUCAAGGACGUGAGGUGA
Messenger RNA from Colletotrichum truncatum, 990 nucleotides. RefSeq names its product tyrosine phosphatase. Gene Ontology annotation, biological process: protein dephosphorylation. Gene Ontology annotation, molecular function: inositol diphosphate tetrakisphosphate diphosphatase activity; phosphatase activity. Gene Ontology annotation, cellular component: cytoplasm. The record is from RefSeq and is a predicted model, not a curated record. NCBI's taxonomy places the organism in Eukaryota, Fungi, Ascomycota, Sordariomycetes, Glomerellales, Glomerellaceae.